AUGGAGGAAAAAGGUUUAAGGAAAAUGCAGAUUAAAGUCAAGGUUGUGGGUUAUAAAGUUCAAAUCAGCGAGACUGGGACAGAGUACAACGAGACCAUCGAAGUGGACACGGAAAAACAAACUGAACUGUUUAAAGUUCCUGCUCAUAAUGACGUGGACGAAAGCAAUAUUUUGCACGACUUUAAGACGAAUAUGACUAUGAUGCUGUUACCAGAAAAAAAGAUAUGCUACCUUAUGCCACUGUCAGAAGAGAUGCCGACACCAGCAAAACUCGAGAGUGAUCUUGACCGGACAGAGGAAUUAGACAAGGACAAGACCAAAAUUAUUGACAGCAAGUGGAUAGUGGACAAAGAGAUGGCUAAUCGGUCUGAACUGAGCAAGGAGUUGGCAAACUUUUGUACACAAUACCCGAUAUAUCAGGUGAAAAUAAUGGACGACUCAUUGACUUCUACAAGGGUUGAGACAGAAGGAACGCACCAUCGCAGUCGUCGAAAUGCGAGAUCAUUUCCGCCAAUUCACCCAUGCAAUCUGUGUCCAGGUGGAAAAGGCACCGUUACCUACUGGGAUAAGUGUUGGUGUUCCAAUAUUGGAGGAUACUGGAAAAUUGAAACCAAGAUAGCUUCGCGUAUAUGCAUUACGAUCCAGGAGUGUUUUGGGUCGUGUUGUUGGUCAAAGCACUUGGUUUACUAUGUAUAUUGUUCCCAAUAUGUUUGCCAACGUCCAACAUAUUAUAGGCCACGCCCAUAUUAUAGGCCACGCCCACAUUAUCAGCCACGCCUAUAUGAUGAACGAAACGAACCUAUCGGGCCGUAGGUAUCUUCACCGUGUUGAAGACAAAAUGCUUACGGAAAUCAGGUGUUUAUUAUAUCAUAAACAUUCAACGCUCUUUUUGUUACCCGCAAGAUAAGCAGUAAUAUUUGAACCCACAGCAGCUCUUUCUUUUUUACAUUUUUAAGUUAGUGUCGUUAGUAGUCCAGCUUUUAGUGAGAUGUGUUCUCGGCGCCGCUGUGGCGUUGCUCAUAUUACGAAUUCGAUAGACACUGUUUUAAUAAAAAUUAAAAUUUUGAGAAGAGAGAAAUUCACCGUUUCCCAUGCAUGAGAUCGUAUUUUCAAUUAGCAAUGUAGCUUAAAUCUGUACCGACUGUAGCUGAUAGUAUCAGGAGUCUUAGGAAACCAAGGCUCAGAAGCAAAAAUAUUU
Molecule: messenger RNA, 1198 nt
Organism: Pocillopora damicornis (cauliflower coral)
Lineage: Eukaryota; Metazoa; Cnidaria; Anthozoa; Scleractinia; Pocilloporidae
Source: RefSeq, a predicted model, not a curated record